AUGUCCGCUCCCUACACUGGCGGCGGCAGUGGCGGCGACCACAUUGCGACCAACGCCACCCACACACAUCAAAGCUCUGCGUUCAAAGAGAUGACAUCGCAGCCGACCUCGCCCGAGCACGAAGAUGUGGAAAAGACACGCUCAAACACGACGGCUGAAGAGGAGCCGGAGCAGCUUCGACGAGCUCUCAAAACGCGACACAUGACUAUGAUUGCCAUUGGCGGUAUCAUCGGACCCGGUCUUCUCGUCGGUUCCGGCCAAGCUCUCGCCAGCGCAGGACCUGUGGGAGCCCUCAUCGCUUUUGCCAUCACGGGUCUGAUCGUCUUCUUUGUCCUGCAAGCUCUCGGUGAGAUGGCGACGCUGUUUGCCAUCCGCGGCUCCUUCGUCGAGUACGCCGGGCGCUUCGUUGACCCUGCGCUCGGUUUCGUUUGCGGUUGGGUCUACUGGGAGCUGUGGAUCUCGGUGCUCGCCAACGAGUACAACGCUGUCGCCAUCGUGAUUCGAUACUGGGACGGAGCGCAGGUCGUUCCGACGGGAGCAUGGAUCGCCAUCUUCUGGGUGCUCUUCAUGGGUCUGUCUAUGCUCGGCGUUCUAGCAUAUGGCGAGGUCGAAUUCGUACUUGCAACGAUCAAGGUCAUCGGCAUCGUCAUCUUCUUCAUCCUCAGCAUCGUCAUCAAUGUCGGCGGCAGCGGAGACCAGGGCUAUCUCGGCUUCCGAUACUUCCGAGAUCCUGGACCGUUCAACGGCACUGGCAUUGAUGCGCUUAACGGUAUCGCCAAGAUCCUCGUCGUGUCGGCAACGCUGUACGCUGGUACGGAAGCAACGGCAAUCACAGCUGCCGAGGCCAAGAAUCCAAGACGCUCCGUUCCUAUCGCCAUCAAGUCGGUCUUCUGGCGCAUUCUUAUCCUCUACCUCGGCACCAUCUUCUUCAUCGGACUCAACGUCCCCUCGAACGACAACCAGCUCGUCUCUGCCACCUCUAAGGCCGCCGCCUCGCCCCUGACCAUCGCGCUGCGUCGUGGUGGUAUCGGGGCGGCUGCAUCGGUCAUCAACGCCUUGAUCAUUCUCUCCGUCAUCUCUGCUGGCAACUCGUCGCUCUACAUUGCCUCGCGAACCCUUCAGUCGCUCGGUGCGACCGGUCGGGCGCCUCGCAUCUUCGGCUGGACGUCUGCCAAGGGCAAAGUGCCCAUUCCUGCCCUGGUGCUGUCGAACCUCAUCGCCCUCGUGUCGUUGCUCUCGAUCAACUCGGGCGCAUCAACCGUGUUCACCUACAUCAUCAACAUCUCUGGUGUCAGCACCUUCGUCAUCUUUGCCAUCAUCUGUCUCUGCCACAUCCGGUUCCGCCAGGCCUGGGCGCGACAGGGGAGGAGCGUCGACGAGUUCCCGUUCAAAGCCAUGCUAGCUCCGUGGGGCUCGUGGGGCGCGUUCGUGCUCAACGUCGUUUUGAUGUUCUUCCAGGGCUAUACGACGUUCCUCACGCCAAGGAAGGCUGCGGACAUCAUCGUCGCGUACAUCGUCAUUCCUGUCGCGGCGGCGCUGUAUAUCGGAUGGAAGCUGUGGCACAAAACCAAGAUCGUUAAGCUGGAGGAGAUGGACCUGGAUUCGGGGAGACGGCUCAUGGAGGACUACGAGGCGGAGGAAGCGGUCAAGGACAAGGCGGACAAGAAGUGGUAUAAGUCCCCGAAGACGAUCGCCAGUCGGAUUUUGUCUUAG
Kalmanozyma brasiliensis GHG001 is the source of this 1713-nucleotide messenger RNA. RefSeq names its product Amino acid permease/ SLC12A domain protein. NCBI's taxonomy places the organism in Eukaryota, Fungi, Basidiomycota, Ustilaginomycetes, Ustilaginales. The record is from RefSeq and is a predicted model, not a curated record. Gene Ontology annotation, cellular component: membrane. Bases 1 to 1713 code for a protein of 570 amino acids. The transcript has 2 exons. Gene Ontology annotation, molecular function: amino acid transmembrane transporter activity. Gene Ontology annotation, biological process: amino acid transmembrane transport.